Molecule: messenger RNA, 2233 nt
Organism: Panicum hallii
Lineage: Eukaryota; Viridiplantae; Streptophyta; Magnoliopsida; Poales; Poaceae
Exons: 6
Coding region: 154-1782 (542 amino acids)
Biological process (GO): regulation of DNA-templated transcription
Molecular function (GO): DNA binding
Source: RefSeq, a predicted model, not a curated record
CAGGCAGGAGCUUGCCCAUUCAGCUAAGCAAAUCUUCCUCUGGCCUCCACCAUCCCUUUCCCCUCCAGCGCCGGCCGCCCCUAACCCCCGAAAGAGAAGCUCCCAGCUGCAAGUCAAACUUGCCUCCUACCCUUGCCGGCUUUUCCAAUCUCAAUGGAACCCGAUGGCGCCGCUGCCACGCUUCGGAACAUCAACGACGCCAUGGAGGAGGUGCGCCGCAGAAGCCUCAGCUAUAGGGGCUGGACCAUCAAGGAGGCGAUGGAGGACAUGCGCAGUGGAAAGUGGGAGCGGCGUCGCAUAGCCUACCGCACGCUGCAGGCCAACGCCGGCCUCGCCGAGGCUGACCCAUGGCAUCUCCCGGCUCAAUUCGUCAUGCCCGUGCAGAAGAAGCCGGGGAGCUCGAGACUGUGGACACAUUCUGGGUACUGGGAAGAGAAAGAAGACGACUUCAUCGCGAUCCGCUCCAGGGGAGGAGGAGAAGGCUCGUCCUCGCCCUCCAGCUCGCCGUGCUACGAAGGGGUUAGGAGGACCCUGGAGUUUUACGAGCACAACGGCACCAAGACGGACUGGGUCAUGCACGAGUACAGCCACCUCGAUGCCAACAUGUUUCUCCAGGAGGAUAUGGUUCUUCGUAAGGUAUUCAAUAAAAAACACACACAUCGGGUACAUUUCAUCUUGGAGCAUCUUGAGUGGAUCAUGGAAGCUCACCGUGAAACACUCGCCAAGCACAGUGAACAAGAAGCGCUGAUCAAUUAUGUGAAGAAAACUCUGUUCGACGAAGUUAUGCAGUCCCUACGGGAAUCUGGGUGUGGGGAGUUCCCAACUGCGUCCUCUGCUCCAGAUGGAGAAUCAGAUGAUGUUUGGCAGCACUUCACCAGGAUAAACACCAAAGAUCCCGAUGUGGUGUACGCAGCGUGCCACCGCUGUGACAGGGUGCUCAGGGCUCAUUCCAAGAAUGGCACUUCUCACCUCAGAAGGCACCGUAAGACUAAGACAUGUACAUGCAACAACAAUCCAUCAUCCACCACUGAGGACCAGGAGAGCCUGCGUGAGCUCCGCGCAAACCUCGAUCUCUACAAGCACGGGAAGAUGGAGGGAAGGGUUGUCGACUCUCCGGACCUCAACACUAGUGUGGAUCCGUGGGAUCUUCCCACCCCACGCUACUUCACGAGCUCGUUGAACCGGAAGACGCAUCAGGGGCGCUGGGAGGAGAUUAAGAGUCAUGACAAGCUCAUCGCCAUCCGCAUCGGUCAGUUGCCGGUGCCGCAGUACGCGGGGCUGAAGAGGACCCUGGAGUUCCACCAUGAUGACGGCACCAAGACGGACUGGAUCAUGCUCGAGUACCACCAGGUCGAUGACUACAACACCCGCGACCUGCUUCUUGAGGGGAGCAUGGUGUUUCGCAAGGUAAUCCAAAUUUUCAAAGAUGCGGUCAAAGAGUUGGAAAGGAUGUGGAAUGGGGACGACGAAGAAGAAGAGCGCUACAUCGGUGAGCGUGAAGAAGAGGUGAAGGCGUGCAUGAGCACCUUGCUCCGUGACUGCUUGCUCGGUGAGGUUGGUCAAAGUGAUCAAUCACGGGUUGGAAAGCGCAAGAGGACUGGUGCACCGGAGGGCGGAUCAGAAGUUUGGCUGUACUUCACUAAGAUUUACACCAUGGAUCCUGACAGGGUGUAUGCAGUGUGCCACUCUUGUGACAGGGGUUACAAGGGUCACUCCAAGAAUGGCACCUCUCACCUUAAAAGGCACAACAAGACAUGCUCAAGCAAGCACCGGAAAGUGUAGAGGAAGAAGUCUGGCAAUUCGUACUAGUUUUCGGGAAAUAUGAACCUUAGAACAGGAGAAGGGAGAAUGCGCUGAAGCUAGGAGCGGAAAGGAUGACCUUUUAAGCUGUGUCUUUUUCUUCUUGUCAACGUUUCCUUUUCUCAGUUUGUUUUAGGCUUGAUCUAUCCUCAAAGUACUGUCUCUCUUCAGAAAAAAAUUAUGAUGUCAGUAUGGCUAAGUUGUUGAGUGAGUCUUAUUGGAGGUCUAAAAGUGUUGUCUUUCUUCAGAAAAUUGUAGUGUCAGUAUGGAUAAGUCGUUCAGUUCUAUUGGAGGUUGUUUUUACUUUUAGGUACAAUGAUACGUGGCCCACCUAAUCUACGAUUUUGAUAUUUGAGGAGUACUAUCUUCUGAAUCUAAAAGGUGGAGACUGAUUUAAUAGUUAAGCUGCUAGCUGCAGUUUGCUUCCGAGAUU